GUAAAGAUUAGGGAGAGUAAAUGCGAAAAAUGGUGUUGAUUUGGCAUUGGUGAUUAGUAGCCGUUGAAGGAAGUAACAAAACAGCCAUCAAAUUGAGUUAAAAAGGGUGAAAUCUCCCCUUCCUGGACCUUCUUCUUCUCUCUCUCUCUGUUUCUCUCCCUCCCAAAAAAAAAAAAAAAGGAAGGGAGAGAUUCAGAGAGAAGCCGAAGCAAUUCCGAUUCCCUGAAGAAAAAAGAAAUCACCCAAAAACCAAAAAUCCCUCUCUAAUAAAGCCGAAAACCCAAACCCUAAGUCUUGCUCAAAGAAUCCCUUAAAACAGAGAGAAGCAGUUUUAUUUUUUGCAUAUAUAUAUGGUCUGAUUCAUCAUUCAUUGUGUUUUGUUUCCUUCCUCCGAAUGCAAAUGAUGCAUUUGUUGGAGCAGCAGCCGCUGGGAAAUGGAGAUUUUGUUAUGCCUAGGAGAUCAUUCCAGAAGAAGAAGCUCAAGAAAAAUGGGUCGUUGCUCUCGUUACCGUCAUCAACGUCAUCGUCAUUGUUGUUGAUUGUUGAUUCUUUUUCCAGGAAGAGCUUCUCUUACGAUAAGCUUCCUCAGGAGCCUCUCAAACUCACUGUUAUCAAGCUCGAUGGAACCUCUUUCGAAAUUGAAGUGGUGAAAACGGGGAACCUGGGGUUGCUGAAGCGGGCGGUGGAGGCGGUGUUCAGUCAUUUGCCUAAAACUGGGCCGAGGAAGGUCUCAUGGCCCUUCGUUUGGGGGCAUUUUUGCCUGUGCUAUGAUGGCAAGAAGCUACUCAAUGAUACUGACGAGAUCGCGAGUUACGGGAUCCAGGAUGGCGACAAGCUUCACUUUAUCCGGCAUGUUUCAACUACCUAUAAUUUGGCGAAGGAAAGAUCAGAAGAGGAGGAUGUGGAGUUUGAUGAACCUCCUAUAUUAGAUGCCUGGGAAGACAAGUAUCUGCAAUGGCCAAAGGUUGAUAGGUACAAAUACACUCAAAGGGACAUAGAGAGUCAGCAAGAUGUUUAUCAAGUUGACAGCGAGGAUAGCAUGCAGCAUUCAGCAACCAAUUGUCGAUACAACUUAGUCGAUCUGUUUCGUGGGUGGUUCUCAUAUCGUAAGCUGCCAACCUCAGAUGUGAGAACAGAUGAACACAACAGUUACCCGUCCAGGCUUUCCUUCAGUAGUAGGCUAGGAAGUUUCAAAGAUGUAGUAAUUUACACUGGCUAAUAUGAUCUCGAGAGAAUAUCUUUGAGAACAGAGUAAUCAAUGAAUGGGGCUCCAGUCCGCGACAUGUCCAUUGUCCCACCAGAAGAUAGGAAGGAAGCUGUCUCGAGAAGAGUUUCAUUGAUAUCUAGAAUCUCUCAUUCUCUGUGAUGAUUGAUGGUCAACAUUUGCGGAGUAAGGAUAAUUUGAAUGCUUUUCCCGUCACCUCAGGAUCUGGUGCUUCUCUUAAUUCGGUGAUGUCGCAUUUCAUCCAUGGAUGGGAGCAGCAGCUUGUAGAAAGCAGCUACUUUUGAUUAGUACAGUAUAGAACGACGCAUGGAACUAUAACUUUCGUGCUUUCGCGAUUUGUAGUUUGCUUCUUGCAUAGGGUAAAAUUUGCCAAUUCGGCCUUUUAGAGACCUCUCUUUUGCUUUUUGUUCUUUGUAAAGUGGAAUAUAUAAUAUAUACAUACACCUUUUCAAUCUGAAGAAACUAGCCUUUUCACUGUGAAAUCAAAAUGGUUAAGAGGGAGGGAAAGCGCACGUGAGUAACACGUGCAAUUGAUUUUUUCUCCAUCACUGAAGAACUCAAGAACCCCAAAAAAUUGUGUGGUUUGGAAUAAGAUAGCCUUUGUGAGAUAUGGAAAAAUCCAGUCUUUCCAAUC
Molecule: messenger RNA, 1859 nt
Organism: Oldenlandia corymbosa var. corymbosa
Lineage: Eukaryota; Viridiplantae; Streptophyta; Magnoliopsida; Gentianales; Rubiaceae
Source: the annotation of a GenBank genome assembly